AUGUCGCUCCACGACAGACCGAGUCGUCAAGAUGAUGUUCAUCGCCAAGUUGGUGGCAGCGGUGAUCCUCGUCUACAUUUCAAACAUUCUCCAAAUCGAACUGAAGCAAGAGAUCGUGCAAGAAGUCAUAGUGGAGGCCGUACACCAAUUCAUCAUACUGCACACAAACCAGGAGAAUACGCUCAUUAUCAUCCGGCCAAUAAAGAUGGAGAAAUAUUGAAGGAUGGAAGUCAUUAUCAGUAUGGACAAAAGAAAACAGAAUUACAAAAACAAGGAGAACCUGGAUGGAAGAAAAAAUAA
Molecule: messenger RNA, 300 nt
Organism: Rotaria sordida
Lineage: Eukaryota; Metazoa; Rotifera; Eurotatoria; Philodinida; Philodinidae
Source: the annotation of a GenBank genome assembly